CACACCGGAAGUCCGACUGUGAGGUUGGUGAAGUCUGUGUGGGGGAAGAGGGCGGAGUGAAAGUGAUAUCAGGGAGAAAUGGAGUUAAUGCGGGAAAGUGUUACUGUGUUUAGAUUGCUAUGACAGCGAAGAAGUGAGACAAACAACAUGGCAGACAAAAGACAGCGGGCAAGACUGCAGGGUUCAUGGGCAGGCCACAGCAAGACUGCAGCAACCACAUUUCAAGCUAGUAGACGUACUUCAGAAAAUGUUGCUAGAACACAUUGGCCAUCAAAGGAACAGGCUGCAGCUGAUAGGCGAUUUGUCUUUCAAGAUCCCACUGAGGUUCAGCGUAAGAUUCCAGAAGAAAGGAUCAUUGACAAAGAAGGUUUAUAUGAGAUCAGCAGCGGGCCAACAGGAAUUUCCAGACUGCAUCUGAAACCUGGUUUCAUUGAGUCAAAAGAAGCAGAUUGGAUGUUCGAACAACUGUAUAGGGAAAUACCAUGGCAGCAAAAAUCUAACAUUGGACAAGAUGGACCCUAUCAGGAACCAAGACUCACAGCUUGGUAUGGACAGCUCUCCUACACAUACUCUGGCUCAACUAUGAAAUCAAACCCUCAUUGGCAUCCUCUAUUGUCAGUGCUGAAGGAUCACAUUGAGGAAUUAACCGGAUACACCUUUAAUUCUCUUCUGUGCAAUCUGUACCGAAAUUGUAAGGACAGCAUUGAUUGGCACAGUGAUGAUGAACCAUCAUUGGGAAGAAGCCCAGUUAUUGCAUCACUUAGCUUUGGGGAAACCAGGAAUUUUGAAAUGAGGAAGAAACCACCUCCAGAAGAGAAAGGGGAUUAUACCUAUGCAGAAAGAAUUCGUAUUCCAUUAAGCCAUGGGUGCUUGCUGCUGAUGGAAGGGAGCACCCAGAAGGAUUGGCAGCAUCGAGUUCCAAAAGAAUACCAUGAUAGAAAUCCACGAAUAAAUCUGACAUUUAGAACAGUUUAUCCUGAGGCAUGAUUAAACUGAAGAUAAUGUUAGACGUGAAAAUGCAUUUGAUGCGGAGCUGUACAAAAAUAACUGAAAGAGCAGAAGUCUUCAAUUGAACUUUGAUAGUUUUUGUUUGAAAGCAGGAACUUUGGGAACUACAUUAAUAAUUUUCAUACAAAUGUGUUUAAGAAUUUGUCAGUGAGUGUUUACAAUUCUGAGGCACUGGACUUGUAUUAUAAAGAAGCAUGUCUGGGAAGUUUCACUGUUGCAAGUUUAGUAAAAAUGAAGUAUAAAUCCGUAAUUUCAUUGGUGGCGAAAAUUUAUUUCUAAAGUAUGUUAUUAAGUCAAUUUUGAGUUUUUUUGGGAAAAACACAAUGUCAAAUUGUGAUUGUAUACAAAUCUGGAAAAAGUUUCUUGAACGGAAAUGUGUCAUGGAAAGCUUGGAACCUGAAAAUAUUUAUUGAAGGUUUAGAUGUUUGAAAGCCAAGGUUAAGUUUCACCAUUGAAUAAUUAAAAAUUGAACUGAAGUAUAAGAGGAAGGAUUUUGGUGAGAUUAAACAAUGAAAAAGUUGAUUGUGUUUUUUUGUAAAAUAGUUGCUGAUAACAUUAUGCAGUAAAAGUUUAAAAGCAUGUUCGAAAGCACAUUUAAUUCUGUAUGAUAUGAAAUGUCCAGAAAUAAUUACCAUUUAAACAUAAUGCACUUUGAAACCGAUGGAAUUAAUGACAUCAUGAAACAUAAAUAGGUACACACUAAAUAAAUUGAUUCUUAAUCAAA
Molecule: messenger RNA, 1732 nt
Organism: Hypanus sabinus (Atlantic stingray)
Lineage: Eukaryota; Metazoa; Chordata; Chondrichthyes; Myliobatiformes; Dasyatidae
Gene: alkbh3
Product: alkB homolog 3, alpha-ketoglutarate dependent dioxygenase
Exons: 10
Coding region: 148-987 (279 amino acids)
Biological process (GO): DNA repair; DNA alkylation repair
Cellular component (GO): nucleus
Molecular function (GO): dioxygenase activity
Source: RefSeq, a predicted model, not a curated record